AUGUCAGGAGAUUGGGCAAAUAAAUUUGGAUAUUAUGAAAUGUGUUUGAGAGAAGAGUAUCAUUAUUCAUCAGUUAUGAUUAAAUCAGAUCCUAUGACAUUCUUUUAUGGGUUUUGUCAUACAAAUAUCUGUGAGGCAAAUGAUUUUAAUUAACCUGAUGCAUAAGAAAUUAUAAAGGAUAAAUUAGGAAACAGUAUAAUCUCAAAAAUAUUACCUGUAAUCAAUUGAAAUUUAUUAUCUAGAUUAAUUUUGGUUCUGCUAGUUAUAUCUUUGUUGAUCCAGUAACACAUUAUCCAGAUUUUAGAAUUGGUGCUUAUUCAACUAUUAUUAUCAUUUUUAUUCUUUUUUGUUUAGGAUUCAUGGAUCCUUAUAAAAGAUUACUAGAUUUAUUAACUAAUUCUUAAACAAAAAAACCAAAAGGAAUUAUUGCUGAUUUUUCUUUAAUUGAAAAUUAUAAUAAAUUGAUUGAUCUUAAAACAAUAGAUCCAAAUUUGGCUAUUUUUAAUGGAGUUAGAUCUAUUGCAUUUAUGAUGGUUGUUUAUGGACAUUCAGCAUUAUUAAUAAUUUAAUCUACAUAUCAAAUGGAAUUAUUAUAAGCUUUAUAAUCUUAAAGAGCCAUAAUUACAGUAGAUAUGUUAUAUUCAGUAGAUGUAUUUUUUUGGCUUGGUGGAUUUUUUAUGGCAUUUGUUAUGUGCGAAACAAAAAGAGCUAAGGCAUUGGCAAAGAAUCCAAUAUCAAUAUUCUUAGUUAUAUUGCAUAGAUUAUUAAGAAUAUGGCCUUGCUAUAUCUUAUGUAUUAUGUUUAAUUCAUACUUAUUACCUUACUUAGGAGAAGGACCAAGAUGGUGGUCAGCAAUGAAUUAUACAACUUGUAGUGAAGGAGCUUGGAGAAAUCUUCUCUUUAUUGAUAAUUUUUUUCAUGAUUGGUAAAUUUGUUUUGGGUGGGGUUGGUAUCUAACUUCAGAUAUUUAAUUAUUUAUUAUUUGUUUAAUACCAAUGACUCUUUAUGCUCUCGGUUAUAAAAGAGUAACAAAAUAUUUGAUUAUUGGUAUGAUAAUCUCUUCUGUAAUUUAUGGAAUAGUUUUAUGCUUCAUUUAUGAUUUUUUAAUCCCUGCAAAAGUAACAGGAAAUAAAGAUUUCUAUUAUACAUAUUAUGUAAAUAGUUUAGCUAGAUCUCCUCCUUAUUUUUUUGGAUUAUUUAUGGGUAUGCUUUAUAGAGAAUUUAAAUAAAAAGAGUAAAACAGUUUUUUGGGAUUAUUGCAUGAAAAAGCAAAAGAUCCAAAGUUUAAAUUGCUAUUUUAAAUUAUAUGUUAUCUAUUAGGAUUUGGAAUAAUUUCUUGGUUAGUUUUUGGAUGGAAGUAAGCCUAUAUAGCAUCAGAUCCUACUUAUUGGCCAUACUGGUUUCAACAUCUAUAUUGUGCACUUUGUAGAUUAACUUUUGUUUUUGGAGUUGCAUGUUUAUGUUUACCCAAUAUGAUAGGAAUUUAUGAUAUGUAAUUAUUAAUUUAUAUCUUUAGAUUCAACAGAAAAGCUAUGAAUAAUUCUUUUUUUAAGUUUGCUGCAAAAAUAUCAUUUGCUUGUUAUUUAAUUCAUUAUAUGGUAUUAUUAAUAUUGAAUUACACAUUUUAUAUCACUCCUACUUACCUUACAUUAGAUGUUAUUUAAUUAUUUGUUGGUUGUAUAGUUAUAACAAUGAUUGCAGGAAUAUUUCUAACAUUGCUAGUUGAAAUGCCAUUUGGAACUCUACAAGUUAAGAUUAUAGAUUCAAUUACAAAACCAAAAAAGAAAUAAUAAACUUUAUUGGAGCAAUGA
This is a messenger RNA of Paramecium primaurelia, 1811 nucleotides long. Lineage: Eukaryota; Ciliophora; Oligohymenophorea; Peniculida; Parameciidae. The record is from the annotation of a GenBank genome assembly.